Priceomyces carsonii is the source of this 927-nucleotide messenger RNA. Its product is annotated as NmrA/HSCARG family protein. The record is from RefSeq and is a predicted model, not a curated record. Gene Ontology annotation, cellular component: nucleus. The transcript has a single exon. The coding region runs from base 1 to 927 and encodes 308 amino acids. NCBI's taxonomy places the organism in Eukaryota, Fungi, Ascomycota, Pichiomycetes, Serinales, Debaryomycetaceae.
AUGAAUAUCUUGGUUGUUUUUGGGGCAACCGGCCAACAAGGUGGUUCUGUCAUCUCCCAAGUUCUUCAGGACAGUAAUUUAGCCAAAAAGUUCAAGAUUCGAGCAGUUACCAGAGAUGCCUCAAAAUCAAAAGCUAAGGCUCUUCAACUGAAGGGGAUAGAAAUCGUCACGGCUAACUUUAAUGAUGAAAGUUCCAUGAUACAAGCCAUGAAAGGCGCGCACACGAUUUUCGCAACUACCGUUACGGAACGCCUGAAAGACGGGAAAGAGCUUGAAAUCGAACAAGGAAAAAAGCUUGCAGACGCAGCUAUUAAAGUUGCUGCUCAAUAUUUGAUAUGGAGCUCAUCAACAAACGUAAGCGAAAUCACCAAGGGUAAACUUCGUCAUGUCUCUCCCUUCGAUGCGAAAGCAAUUGUUGAAGAGUACAUAACAGGAUUACCUAUCAAAAGUGCAUUCUACAUACCAGGAUCAUUCAUGCAAAACUUCCUAGAAAAUAUGUCUCCCAAACCUCUCGGUGAUGGUACUUACGGCAUUUUUGGGAUUGGGGAAAGUGAUGUACAGGUCCCACUUAUUGACAUCGCUGCAGACACCGGUAAGUUUAUCGCACCGAUUCUUCUGGACCCUGAAAAGUUCGAGGGUAAAAAAAUUGCAGCAUACGAUCGGAUGUACACGCUAGAAGAAACUGCAAAUAUUAUGUGCAAGAUGAGUGGUAAGACAGUUAAAUACGUAAAAGUUGAUGAAGAAACCUAUAAGUCAUUUCUUCCUCCUCUGUUUGCUUUGGCAAUUGUCGAAAUGCUCAAAUACGUUAAAGGUUAUGGGUACUAUGGAAGUAAGUCUUUUUCGACUGAAAUGGUGACUCAGCUGGCGAGUGAGAAGCCUGUUAGUUUGGAGGAGUUCCUAGCCAAGCACCCGCUCAAACUUGAGUAG